ACCAUCAUGUGACCACGUUUCCACACAACCCUCUCACACAGGACACCGUUAUUUAGAUAAAUAACCUCUACAAAAUGUUCCACAUUAUUUAUACUAGUAAGCAAGUAAACUAUUGCACCUAUAAAUCUGCACAUGCUAGGACUUUGUUAUCACUGACACGUUAGACCAAAAGGUUUACUUUCUAUCGUAAACAUCUCAACCAACAGCAAAAAGGUGGAACAUUUGAUCCAAGGUCAAAUCGAUGCUAUCAGUGUUUGAUUGUGUAAUCUGAUUGAAGCUCUUAUCCUGGUCUGGCGAUCGACACGGCAGCCUGCGCUAUGCGGAAGUAGUUUGGCACUCUGGAAUGAACCGUUGUUUACUUUGUCUUUUAAGUGGAUUGAUAUAAAUUAUAAACCUCGUCGGAGACUUUUGGAUGGCGGAUGAGGUGCAAAUCUCUCACACACUGCGCUUAACAGCGUGAAAACACGAGAAAAGCUCAAAAUCCAGUCAUUCCAGCACUAACUGAACAGCGAUAGAGUGAGAGGAUGCAGGUGAGCAGUCAGGAGGCUCCACCUGCCACAGGAGAGCGAACAGAGCCGAGCCGGAUGUCCAGUAAAGACACGUCAUCACCGGACAGCACGUCUGACCUGGUUAGCCCUCGGACCGCGACCUUUGACCUAUUCAAUAUGGUGGUCUCUUACAAGCGCAUGGCCAUCUUUCUGGAACCGGUUACAGAUGUGGUGGAGGUGCUGCGCUAUUUACUCGGGUGGAGAAUGCCUUUGUGUUCUCUCUUCUUCUGCAUCCUACUGAACGUCCUCUUCCUCACACUGAGUGAAGUGGUCUGGUUCUCUGUGUUCCUGAUGGCAUUCUCUGUCCCUGCUGUGCUUGGUUACCUUGGUGAUCGUUGCCAGCACGAUGGCAGUGACACAUCUGUGGAGAAAAAGAGUCACUACGCAGUGCAGCGCAGAGAGCUUCAGACCGUCCACAUGAGUCGCCAGGAAGCAAUGAUGGAGGUUAAGGGCCUAUUAAAGAGGCUGGAUGAGUUCCUGACCCAGGCGUGUGUAUACGCAGAGUCUGUGUAUAAGGUCUUGUACUGGGAGAGUCAUGUAGCCUCCUCUGCGUUUUACGGCCUCCUCCUGAUGACUGUGUGUUUGCUGUACAUGGCACCUGUAGGCUGGAGUCUGUCUCUCAUCAACAGCACCCUCUUCAUCUGGAACAAAGACUUUUGUAGGGUUGUGUGGCAGCUAAAGGACUUGUUCCGUUCAUCUCCAGUCCAGCCUGCAGAAGGAGACACAGAAAAGAGCGACCCAGACCCGAGCCAUCUGUUAGACCAAACUCCUACUCCCACCAGUCUGGAGGAUCUUUCACCAGGAAGUGUGGAGGAGGCUGAGGAGGCGGAGCCUGAUGAUGAGUUUAGAGACCCAAUAGAGGUGUGGCCUGCAGUCUCUGGGCUGACCAAAGCCCUGUGGAGACGAAUAAUUCAUAAGGAUGAUGAUGACAGUGCAGUGGGCGGAGCUGAUUACGACUCUGUGUCUGAUAACGGCUUGUUGAGCAGAAACGAGCCGAUACGCAGCCGUGUGUCCAAACUCACAGAGAAACUCCGCAAGCGUGUGCCCACUAAUCCCACAGGUAACUGUUCCAGCUGUGGCGCAGCGUUCUCUGUGUUAAAGAAGAGGCGUUCCUGCUCUAACUGCGGUCUGAGUCUGUGUUCUCGCUGCUGUUCCUACAAAGUGCUCAAGUCCAGUAUGGGAGCUACAGCUCCAGAGGCUCAGAGAGAGACGGUGUUUGUGUGCUCUCUGUGCAACACCUUUCUAUGCACGAAGUAGCCACCCCAUAAUAGUCCGUUCCAGCAUGUCCGGAAGCCUCCUGAGGUUCCUGUCUCAUAGCCGUGGGAAUCCUGCUUCCUGACUCAUCCCUCCUUCCUCCUGCUUCCUGUAAAGCUUCAGUAGGUGUUUCUGUUUCUGCUCGAGCGGCUCAGCGGGGCGCGAACCUCAGUCAGACUCUGUGAGAAGUAGAUCAUGACAGAUACGUGGUGACGGAGCUGCUGUAACUGUUCCUGCUAUUCCCUUUUGGCAGGUCAUGUGACCUCAACCUGUGCCGCACGUCUAAAUCUGUGGCUGUUCUUAUAAGUAAUCAGCUGAUUCGUUCAUUCCUCCCGACUGCACCUUUGAACCCUCGGCCCCUUCUGGUGUCGCGUUACAGAACCACCAAACUCUCAAAUCCUUUCUUUUUUGUAGACGUUAACGCUCCAGGACAAGCACAAGCCCCGGCUGCUUUUAGAUAUUUAUCCCCAUCUGCCCCAGAGUUUCAGCUUCAACGGUUCAAAUAUCAAAAGUUCUAAAAACACAACGCUAAAAGUCAGCGACCGUCGUCAGGUAUCAGGACGUAGCUCACCGCUAACUGGUGGUUGCUGGCUUCCGUUCAGUGUUAGCUGUGUUAGCUUGAUCAUCUUAUCAAUGCUUUAUUAAUAGCUCGCCGUUAUUGUUGUUGCCACGGCACUACGGUAACCCCUCCCACAUCUUCUCCCGGUAGUGACAACAACACCGAGAACGCGACCAUCGACCUUCUGUCAGAAAACCGUGUUGAGUUCUGACGGAUGGAGACGUGCACACGUGUUUAUCUAUUUACGUACGUGAAUACGCUUUAUCUCAGCAACAUCUGGAGGUUUUUUUUCUCGGACGAAUUCCACUGUAAUGCAGUCGUUUGUCCUGCGUGUUGUUUUAUCUGUCAGCAGCCGUAUUGCACAUCAGUGUUACUGUAAGACGUUACAUCGCCACAUCCACUGUUUCCUUGCUGUUUUUGUUAUUUUUAUUUUAAUCGACUGCUCACGCAACUGGCUCGUGCUCUCGACUCCCGAGGAUUCCCCGUGACCGUGAUGACUCAUCAGAGAGCCUUCGUCUAACGGCUUCCUCUUCCUCGGUGCCUGAGUGUCACAGUGUUUCCGAUCUCCAUUCUUCUUCUCAUCCUUUAUAUCACUGUUUUUUUCAGAUGUAUGGAAAAGGGGUUUAGAGAGAGAGAGAGAGAGAGAGAGAGAGAGAUGAGUGUGGUUUUGUUUUCUCAUUUAUCAUGGUUCAUUUUAAUCAUUUUAUUGUUUUUUUUUUGUAAAGAUGCUACUGAAUGUAAGAUGUUUCUAUAUUUUAACUGUAUGAUCUCUGUACUGUAAGACGUCUGUAUUAAAGCUCUGUCUCUGGACUCUGUCGCUUCCUGAGCAGCGUGGAGCUCAACCGGUUCACAAGUUCAAUAAAUGCGGUUAGAGAAAUAA
Molecule: messenger RNA, 3241 nt
Organism: Tachysurus fulvidraco (yellow catfish)
Lineage: Eukaryota; Metazoa; Chordata; Actinopteri; Siluriformes; Bagridae
Gene: zfyve27
Product: zinc finger, FYVE domain containing 27
Exons: 13
Coding region: 525-1805 (426 amino acids)
Biological process (GO): endoplasmic reticulum tubular network formation; neurotrophin TRK receptor signaling pathway; neuron projection development
Cellular component (GO): growth cone membrane; endoplasmic reticulum tubular network
Molecular function (GO): metal ion binding
Source: RefSeq, a predicted model, not a curated record